This is a messenger RNA of Saccoglossus kowalevskii, 1947 nucleotides long. RefSeq names its product ubiquitin carboxyl-terminal hydrolase isozyme L3-like. NCBI's taxonomy places the organism in Eukaryota, Metazoa, Hemichordata, Enteropneusta, Harrimaniidae. Gene Ontology annotation, cellular component: cytoplasm. The record is from RefSeq and is a predicted model, not a curated record. Gene Ontology annotation, biological process: ubiquitin-dependent protein catabolic process; protein deubiquitination. Gene Ontology annotation, molecular function: cysteine-type deubiquitinase activity.
UGUGAAUAAUAAAGAGUAACCUAGGUAGUUCAGUUAGCAGGCAACAUGGCUUCCAAACCACGAUGGUUACCGCUCGAAUCCAAUCCAGAUGUGAUGAACAAGUUUGUUCAUCAACUAGGAAUGUCCAAAUCUUGGCAGUUUUGUGAUGUUUAUGGUUUAGACCCAGAUUUACUUGGUAUGGUACCGUCCCCAGUAGCAGCUGUUUUAUUAUUGUUUCCUAUCAAUGAAAAGUAUGAAACUUUCAAGAAAGAAGAGGAAGAGAAAAUUGAUAAAGAUGGUCAGACUGUUAGUUCUAAUUUGUAUUACAUGAAACAGACUAUUGGUAAUGCAUGUGGCACAAUUGGACUGCUACAUGCUAUUGCAAACAACAAACACAGAAUUGAACUUGAUGGUAGUUUGAAGAAAUUUAUAGAUGAUACUGAAAAGAUGAGUCCUGCAGAGCGUGCUGAAUACUUGGAAAAAGAUGAAAGCAUAUCUGCUGCUCAUGAAAGUAGUGCCCAAGAAGGCCAAACUGAGGUAAUUCUACAAUACAAUCUUGUUUGGUCUCUUUGCCUGUUGUCUAUGUAUCAAUUCCUUGAUUAUGUUUGUUUUGAAUUUCAGGAUGCUGCUGGUGCAUGCAAGGCAUUUAUGGCACGAGAUCCGGCUGAACUUCAUUUCACAGUGGUAGCUCUAGCAAAAGCUCAAUAAAUCUCAAUUAAUGUUGUACAACUUAACAUAAUUACUGUCAAGAAGCACAUUUCUGUGAUUAUGUAAUAUUUGUAGAACAUGUGCAGUUUCUUGGUAUUAAUGUGUGGCAACUGCCAGUGUCAUCUUUGUUAGUGAGGCUACCAGAUUAUACUGCUUGUUAUCAACAUUCCACAUUGGACUUCCUGCUAAUAUUUUGCUCUUUCACCAUGUAAAUGUAUUGCAACAUCAUGAAGUAUGAGGUGAUCACACUUGCGUAGCGUGCAUGAGAAAAUCUUGUAACUGUUACACAUGAGCAGCCUGCUUUAUCUAUUAGCCAAUCAGCAAAAGGCAAAAUAUUAUCUAGACUAUUGAUAUCAUGGUACCCAAAAUACUUGCAUAUAUGAUAAGCUUGCAAAUUCGGUGAUCAUUACAUUUUUUUGUUUGAAGAUGAUUUUAUUUUAAAUCAUUCAUUUUGUUAUUUGUUGUAUGCACUUUAAUAAAUAAUUUUUUUUUUCCUCAACAAAAUAUGCAAAUCUUAUUAAGGUAAUUCUUGUGAUGGAUUUUUGAUUUAGAUAGUAUUAUUUAUUUGAGUAUUCAUCACAAAAAUCCUGUGCUUGACAUAUCAGUACCAUUAUAUUCCACUUGUCUUCUGUUUAAAAAGUUUACAUUAUCAUUACAUCGUGAGACAUCCUACAUCAUCAGAUAAACUGUGUAAAUGCCAUGUAUGCGUUGUAUUAAUUAUGUUCUGUAAUACGGCUUGUAGCUCUGUAAAUCUUGCUGAAACGUAUUCCACUGACUAUUAAUGUUAUUAUGAUUAAUUAGUGACCAUAAGAAGCAAUGUUGAUAAGUUUUGAUAAUUUUAGAGCAUGUUGAAUUUUUGUUUGAUUGCCAUAUUUUGUUAUCGUGGUAGUAUUUGUUUGAUGCAGUAAUGCAAAACACGAAAUGCUCUUCGGAUUUAACUUCAGGUAAUUGAAUUGCAUACACACGAACAUUUUUAUUGUUGCAACCAACGAAAAACUGGUACGUUUACUGUUGAAACAUUUUGUUUGAAUAAAAUUUAUACCAUCCAUACAUGUUUGAAGAAACAUGCUCCAAAAUAUGCAAAAUUAUUUACAUUGCGUUUCUUUACACACUUAAAUCAGCUGAUGACAGAUGUAGUAGUGUAUAUGUAGGUAAGCUUGCUUCUGUCAAAUAGAAUGUUGGUUAAGUCAGGUUAGUGUUGUAUCAAGAUUGAAUGCAAUGUGUUUGUAAUAAAGUUUAUGGCUUUUGUGGCCGAUAGCA